AUGGGUGUUCGCUGCUUUUCUACUUCGGCUUUCCGAGCAGCAGGCACUUUUCGGAUUUCUCAGGCGACGCGACAGUAUGGAAUACGCCGGUCGAUAAACCCAAGAACUAGAGACCCCGCUGCUAGUAAUAAGGAGUUGAGCAAAAAUUAUGCUCCAUUGUUUUCGCGUUCAUUUACGGUGUCAGGCUCACAAUAUGACUCCCCCACCAUCGUGCGCGUUCCCAUAAUGGCCGAAUCCAUCACCGAGGGAACUCUUACUCAGUUUACCAAGAAGGCUGGCGAGCCUAUUAAACAGGAUGAGGAGAUAGCCAUCAUCGAGACUGACAAGAUUGAUGUUUCAGUGAAUGCUCCGUAUGCAGGAGUCAUUCAACACUUGCUUGUUGCCGAAGGUGAUACCGUUACCGUUGACCAGGCCAUUGCGGAACUCGUACCCGGAGGAGAGCAAUCUGGAGCAGAGAAGAUUCAAGAAAGCAGCGAGGGGAGACUAAGCCGCUCGCCUAAUCAUUUCCCUGAGCCAUACGUGGAAGAAUAUAGCCAUACUACCGGCCCACCGCCAAUAUCACAGCGUGAAGUGCCGAUUUCUGAAGUCCCAGCGGUCCCACAGCCCGAGACCCAACCAAGAUCCUCUGUCGUAACUUCAGAUACCGAGAUGGAUUCUAUGAUAAGUAAACCUAGCCGGAGAGAGAACAGAGUGAAAAUGACUCGGAUACGUCAAAAGACGGCACAGCAUUUGAAGCAAUCGCAGGAAAAUGCUGCGUUUUUGACAACAUUCAACGAAGUUGACAUGUCCAAAGUCAUCCAAUUGCGGGAGGGGUACAAGGACAGGGUGCAGGAGAAGCACGGCAUUAAACUCGGCUUCAUGGGCAUUAUGGCAAAAGCAUCCGUCCUUGCCUUGAAAAAGAUUCCUGCCGUAAACUCGUCCCUUGGACAUGGUGAUACUAUUAUAUAUCGAGACUAUGUCGACUUGAGUGUUGCAGCAUCAAUUCCGAAGGGCCUUGUGACGCCCGUGCUUCGAAACAUCGAGUCUAUGAACAUUGUAGAGAUUGAGAGGGGGAUGUCACAGCUCGUUGCCAAGGCGCGAGACGGAAAGCUUACGCUGGAUGAUUUGGUAGGUGGAAGCUUUACAAUCAGUAACAGCGGUAUUUGGGGAUCUUUAUUCGGUACCCCAAUCAUCAAUAUGUCCCAGACCGCAGUCUUAGGAACUUAUGGAAUUUAA
Molecule: messenger RNA, 1215 nt
Organism: Penicillium macrosclerotiorum
Lineage: Eukaryota; Fungi; Ascomycota; Eurotiomycetes; Eurotiales; Aspergillaceae
Exons: 3
Coding region: 1-1215 (404 amino acids)
Molecular function (GO): acyltransferase activity
Source: RefSeq, a predicted model, not a curated record